Molecule: messenger RNA, 1454 nt
Organism: Melopsittacus undulatus (budgerigar)
Lineage: Eukaryota; Metazoa; Chordata; Aves; Psittaciformes; Psittaculidae
Gene: MRI1
Product: methylthioribose-1-phosphate isomerase 1
Exons: 7
Coding region: 41-1432 (463 amino acids)
Molecular function (GO): S-methyl-5-thioribose-1-phosphate isomerase activity
Source: RefSeq, a predicted model, not a curated record
GGCAGGAAGCCCUCGCUCCGCUUCCGCCCCCGCCCCCUCCAUGGCGCUCGAGUCCAUCCGGUACCGACGUGGGUCCCUGUCGGUGCUGAACCAGCUGCUGCUCCCGGAGCGGAUCCGGUACGAGCGGGUGGGGGGGGCGGAGAGAGCAUGGACGGUCAUCAACAGCAUGGAGGUGCGGGGGGCGCCGGCGAUCGCCUUGGUUGCGUGUUUGAGCCUGGCGGUGGAGCUGGCGACCGGAGCCGAUGCCGGUGCCGGUACCGGUGGUGAUGGUGAUGCCGGUACCGGUGCUGCUGGCGGUACUGGUGCUGGUGGUGAUGUCGGUGGUGAUGCCAAUGCCGGUGCUGGUGGUGAUGCUGAUGCCGGUGCUGAUACCAGUACCGGUGCUGGUGUUGGUGCUGGUACCGAUGGUGAUGCCGGUACCGGUACCAGUACCGGUGUUGGUGUUGAUGCUGGUACCGGUACCGGUGUUGGUGCUGGUACCGGUACUGAUGGUGAUGCCGGUACCGGUACCAGUGCUGAUGCUGGUGGUGAUACCGGUACCGGUCCCAGUCCCGGUGCUGAGGUGGCAGCACUGGAAGCCUUCGUGCAGCAGCGGCUCCGGUUCCUGCUCACUGCCAGGCCCACGGCCGUGAACCUGCUCCGGGAGGCUGAGAGGCUGCAGGAGCUGAUCCGGGGCUGGAGCCGGAGCCCUGGGAUCACUGCCCCGGAGCUGCGGGAGCGCAUCAUUGAGCACAUCGAGGGGCUCCUGGCCAAGGACCGUCAGGACAACGAGAGCAUUGGUGCUUAUGGUGCUCAGGACAUCCUGCGCCGCGUCCCCCCCGGCGCCACCGUCACCAUCCUCACCCAUUGCAACACCGGGAGCCUCGCUACAGCCGGUUACGGCACCGCGCUCGGCAUCGUGCGGACGCUGCAUGCACAGGGUCGGCUCCGGAGGGUGUUGUGCACCGAGACCCGGCCCUACAACCAGGGCAGCCGCCUGACGGCCUUCGAGCUGUGCCAUGACCACAUCCCUGUCACCCUCAUUGCCGACAGUGCAGCCGCUGCUGCCAUGGGGGAGCACCGGGUGGAUGCCGUCCUGGUGGGCGCCGACCGCGUGGCCGCCAACGGGGACACCGCCAACAAGAUCGGGACGCUGGCGCUGGCGUUGGCCGCGCGGCACAACCGCAUCCCCUUCUAUGUGGCGGCCCCGACCUCCAGCCUCGACCCCAUGGUGCCCAAUGGGAGCCUCAUCCCCAUGGAGGAGAGGCCGGGACGGGAGCUCACCCACCUGCAGGGGCUGUGCCUGGCGCCUCCUGGUAUCGACGUCUGGAACCCUGCGUUUGACGUCACUCCGCAUGACCUCAUCACGGGCGGGGUCGUGACCGAGCGGGGGGUGUUCCCCCCCGGUGACGUCACCCGCGCGCUGUCCGCGUGCGCCGCCAGGGGGCAGUAAAGGACCGGGCGGUGUCACGUGG